AUGGGAGGAGCGGCCUGUUCUCAGGGAUCCGAAAGACCUCCACAGGGCCUUCCGAGCAAGGGAGAGAUGAGGAAGCACCUGUCUCCUAUCGCCAACGAUCUGCUCUGUAGAUGUGCAGAGACAUUGGACACUUCACUUGAUUCUCUGGUGGAGGAUUUCGAGAGAGGCUUCAAGCCAGUGUUAGAUAACUACUCAAGGAGGUUAGUAGAGUUCUGCUGCUCAAAGGCAAUUGAAACUAUUUGUUCUAACGUAGGGGAUAGGAUAAAGGAUGGAUCUUUUAGCCAAUUCACUUACGACAUGAUGCUAGCAUGGGAGAGCCCCAGCUCAACCAAUUCAGAGCUUUCUUCGGAGAGCAUUGCAAAGGAAAAGGAGGACAAAAGGAAACCUCUUGAAGGAAACGCAGGGCAGAUGCAUGAUGAUAUUCCCCUAUUUUAUUCGGAUAUGAUGCCUCUUCUUGUUAAUGAAGAAUCAAGUGUUGGGGAAGAUGCGUUUGUAUGGUUGGCAUCCUCAAUUCCCUUGGUUGCUGAUGUUGUCAAUGCACGGUUCACUUUUGAAACUCUUACAGCACCUACUGCUAGUCGGCUCCAUUUUCCUGCUUAUGAUACAUUUCUCAAGAAAAUGGACAAGUGCAUCAAAUACUUGGAAAAACAUGAGACACCAACUGGCUCUGAGGAUGAGUUCAUUUUGCAUGUUGAGGGUACUACUGCUAGAACACAAAGAGUGGUGCGACAUAUUGGGACAACAAGUUGGCCAGGUAGACUCACCCUUACAAAUCAGUCCCUCUACUUCGAGGCAUCUGGAGUAAUAUCAUAUGAGACUGCCUUAAAAGUUGAUCUUACAAGAGCUGAUAUAGUUCAGCAAGUCAAAGCAGCAUCAACUGGGCCAUGGGGUGUUCCCUUGUUUGACAAAGCUAUAACAUAUGAGUCUACAGAGUUGUCAGAGCCCCUGGUGCUAGAGUUACCCGAGAUGACUAGUUCUACAAGACGUGAUCACUGGCUUACUCUAAUAAAGGAGGUCAUCUUGCUUCACCGCUUUAUAUCAAAAUUCGAUAUAAAAGCCCCUGUGCAGGCUUGGGAGCUUCUUGCAAGAACUAUUUUGGGGAUCUUAAGGGUUCAUGCAACCAGAGAAUUGCUAAGAAUAUCACCACCAGCUCCUGCUAAUUUGUUGAUUUUCUCAUUGUAUGAGGACCUUCCUAGGGGGGUCUAUGUAUUGGCAGAGUUAGCGAAUACCAUGAAGCAGACAACUAGUUUAAGCCCAUGCAAUGCAGCUUCCAUGCUAAAGAGUUUGAACAUUUCCUCUCCUAUUGCCUCUACUGUUGAGAACAUAAAACAAUUUGAAGAAGAAACAAGUAAUCAUUCAGACACUUUAACAUCACUGGAGACAACUAUUGGUCAAGUAAGGGAAGAAGCCAAGGAGGCUAGUAUGGCAAAAGCUACCGUGGAAGAGGUGGUGGAGGAAGGAUUAAGUGAGAGUCUUCUCAUUCUAGUUUUGAUGGUUGGGUAUCCCCUCACCAUUGCUUCGAUCUUACUGUUCCCGCAGACGUCUCUGAUAUCUGAUAAGCCGUAG
Molecule: messenger RNA, 1566 nt
Organism: Musa acuminata AAA Group (dessert banana)
Lineage: Eukaryota; Viridiplantae; Streptophyta; Magnoliopsida; Zingiberales; Musaceae
Exons: 8
Coding region: 1-1566 (521 amino acids)
Source: RefSeq, a predicted model, not a curated record